Messenger RNA from Eruca vesicaria subsp. sativa (arugula), 1673 nucleotides. NCBI's taxonomy places the organism in Eukaryota, Viridiplantae, Streptophyta, Magnoliopsida, Brassicales, Brassicaceae. The record is from the annotation of a GenBank genome assembly.
AAAAUUCUGCGAAAUCUGUUAAAAAGAAAACAAAAAGAAAUCGAAGGACAGAUCAGCCUGAGAAGCUUCUUCAUCCUCAAUACUCCGAUUCCACGGCCCAAUCUCGCAUCAAUUCACCGCCAGCUGAUCGAUUUUUCUCGUUCCGAUCAGUUAAAAUUAGGGCUUUUUGAUAAUUUCCGAUCCGAUCCACGCUCCUUAAAAAUUGGUGAUGAAAGUCGAAUGAAGAGAUAUGGAUCUUAUCGUAGAGACUUGCGUCGCGUAGUCUCUGAGACAAUUGCUGAUGGAAAGAGAAACGGUGCCAAGUUCGUCGGAGAAGCUGAGAAGAAGCGAUUUAGAAGAAGAUGUGAAGAUUAUCGAGUGGGAAGAGUUCGACCAUGAGCUCACGCGGCUAUGGAGUCUUUCCUCUGCUCUCAAGUUAGCCACAGAGAAGAAGCUUACCCUUCAGCCCAAACUCGAGUCCCUUAUUCAGGUUAGUGCUGAUUCAUUGAGACGCAUUAAUGAGCUUGAAGAGAUGCGUCAGCGGCUAGAAGCAAGAAAGAUGCUUGUGGACAAGACAUCAGCUGCUUGUAAAGUCACUGAGCAGGAUGUUAAAGUGAAAGAGGAUAGUCUCAGUGCAGAGGUGAGAUCUUUGCUAGUUGGUGGCACUACCCUUUCAAUCGCUAAAAGCAAGUUGCAGGAGUCGAACUGCCAACUAGAAGGAGAGAGUGGUUAUACUAAUCUGAAGAUUGUAACGAAUAAGCUGAGAAAGAGGCAACAGUAUAUGGUAUCCCAAGUUUCAUUUAUCUAUCCCUUGAAGAUUGUGGCUGGACCUUCUCAAGACCAAGAACUGGAGUCACUUCCAGGUGGCAGUAGAUUAGGAACUAAGCCAGUGAGUCAAGGAUCAGUGAGAAUUCUUGGGUUGCCUUUUAGUAUGGCCCCGUUUACGAAGAUGAGUUUCUUCACUGACAAGAAAGAAGUUCAGAAGUCGGCAACUGCCCUAGGAUAUGUAGCUCAUGCUGUGUCUCUCUUAGCUCCCUACUUGGGAGUGCCUAUUCGUUAUCCAUUGCGCUUAGGUGGUUCCAAAACGUAUAUUCGAGACUAUGCGCCUUACCUUGAGCCUUCGUCAUCAGACAUGUCUGCGAUUUCCACUCUUUCAAACUCUAAGUUUGUAGAAUUCCCUCUGUUUUUGGAUGGGCAAGAUACAACUAGAGCUGCCUACGCUGUCUUUUUAUUGAAUAAGAACAUCGAGCAACUCCUGAACUUUGUUGGGGAAAACAGUCUAGGACCACGUCAGGUUCUAGCUAACCUGAAGGAGCUAAUCCGAAUCAUUCAGUCACCAGAUUAUAUACAUUCUUGAUGGAUGGAUGGAUGGAUGGAUGGUGAAGAUAACCAAUACUGUUUUUUCUUCCUGUAGAUGGAUCCAACUACUUCUCACACAGCUUCAGUGUCUUUUUUUUUUUUCUUCUCAAAAGUGGCCAGUUUUUGGGGAUAAAAGGUCAGGUUUUGUACUCAUUGUAGAACUCUUAGACAUGGAAAUACUCUUUAGAAUGAGACUUGUGUCUGUAAGUGUGAUGCUUUUCCUGGUUUGGAGAUAGUAAAAGAAUGUCUAGUUCUUCUAAGUUCUAACAGAUGUAUUGUUUUUGCUUUUUGAAAUAUGUAUUACCAUCCAAGUUAAUAAGGAGCCUCUUGUUUUU